UUAAAAAUGGUUUCUCGUUUGUUUAAGCCUUUUGAUUUUGUCCGACAAAAUGCUGACCAAUUAGCUGUUAUUGCUGUGGAUGGUCCAAAAACGGUUUUGCCGAAUGAAUGGUUUACUAUUUGGAAUAGUGCCAAACUUAGAUUGUGCACUGAUGGGGCUGCUAAUAAUUUGGUGGAGUCUUGCAAGUCUACCAAAACAAAAAAUCCAGACUUGGUUGUAGGUGAUUUCGACUCUAUCACAGAAGAGAGCAAAAAAUAUUUUGAGUCGCAAAAGGACUGUCAAGUGUUAAAAAUUGAUGACCAAAACACGACGGAUUUAACUAAAACUAUUGGGAUUUUAAUGCAAAAGGCGGGUAGUUUUUUUGUUGAUAAACCGUUGGCUGCUAUUUUGGUUCUGGGUGGACUUACAGGACGUUUUGAUCACGUUAUGGGAACUUUUAAUGCAAUGAUGUUGCAGAUUCAAGGAGUUCCCUCAAUUCCUAUUUAUCUUUUGGAUGGUACAAAUGUUGUUAUGAUUGUUCAACAGAGUGAUACAAACAUUGAACUUUUGGAAGAGCCAAUUACCGGCACCUGUGGUCUCAUUCCUCUUGUGCAAAGACGUACUUUGGUGACAACGGAAGGGUUUAAAUGGGAACUUAAGGAAACAAAAUUGGAUUAUGGACAUUGUGUUAGUAGCUCAAACAAAAUUGUUAAGCCUCAACAACUUCGAAUUCGAUCUUCUGAACCUAUUGUGUUCACAUUCGAAUUGAAGCGUUCUUUUGGAUUAUUCUAUAGUUGUUGCUUUUGGCCAGUUAGAAAGGUUUUUUUGUUAAUUUAAAUAUAGUCGGUGAAAAUGUUAAAGUGUGAUACUCAUUUAAAAGUGCCAUUAUAUUGUUGUAUUUAUUUGUUGAGAUAUUUUCUGUUUUGAUAAA
This is a messenger RNA of Meloidogyne enterolobii, 910 nucleotides long. Lineage: Eukaryota; Metazoa; Nematoda; Chromadorea; Rhabditida; Meloidogynidae. The record is from the annotation of a GenBank genome assembly.